GUGAACAGACAAUGAACAGAGCGAGUGGAAUUAAAGAAACUCCAUGCGUCUCAGUACUGAAGCUUCAACAAUCUCCAUUACAUGGUAAUUUAAACCUGGCUCUGAUUAGCUAUUUAUUUGAUUUCGUGAUUGUUUAAUUACACCUCCUAAUUAGCUAUCAAAAUCUCCUGGAAAUCAAUUAACUGUUUACUCAAUCACAUAACUCAAGUAUGCAAUUUAGUACUAGUAGAACAGUAGCAAAUAGUAUGUAGAUGAUGUUAAGUAAAGCUACAAUGGAACCCUUGACUAGGGCUCGUUUCGUAAACCAAGUAAUGGCUGCCAUGAUUAAGAACUACCCUUUUGAUGUGGCAUCAAAUGGCACUACUAGUAGUGAUCAGUUAUUGAGUGUUGAGGUGGUAUCUGAGAUCCUGAGAUGGGUACCUAGGUUAUUCUUCCAGUCCCCGCGGUCUGUUGGGUGUCAGAAGGGUUUUCGACAUCGGGCUCCUCUUAAGCAGAGGAACCUUGGGGAUGAAAUGAGUAGGGCUAGUAAGGGUGUCCGUGUUGUUGGUCCGGCGGAGUAUAGAGAUUUUGGGGAGGUGAAGCGAGGGUUGAAGAAUGCGGUGGGAUUUUACAAUUGGGUCGAGAGGCGAUUUGGGUUUCAGCAUGAUGAAAUGACUUGUAGAGAGAUGGCUUGUGUGUUGGCUAAAGGGAAUAAUAUGAAAUUGUUUUGGGAUUUUCUUAAGGAGAUGUCGAGGAGAGGGGGUGGUGGGCUGGUCACAACUGCAACGGUGACGUGUUUGAUUAAAGUUCUGGGUGAAGAGGGUUUGGCGGAUCAGGCAUUGGAGGCGUUUUAUCGGAUGAAGCAGUUUCGUUGUAAGCAGGAUGUUUAUGCGUAUAAUACAGUUAUUAAUGCUCUUUGUAGAGUUGGGAAUUUUAGAAAAGCCAAGUUUUUGUUGGAGCAGAUGGAAUUACCGGGGUUUAGGUGUCCGCCUGAUACGUAUACAUAUACCAUUUUGAUUAGUGCUUAUUGUAAGUAUAGUUUGCAAACUGGCUGUAGGAAAGCCAUUAGGAGAAGAUUGUGGGAAGCAAAUCAUUUAUUUCGGAUUAUGCUAUUCAAAGGCUUUGUUCCUGAUGUUGUGACUUACAACUGUCUCAUUGACGGGUGUUGCAAAACUUAUCGAAUUGAAAGGGCAGUAGAACUAUAUGAUGAUAUGAUCAAAAGGGGCUGUGCCCCUAAUCGAGUUACUUACAACUCAUUCAUUAGAUACUACAGUGCAGUUAAUGAGAUUGAUAAAGCUAUUGAUAUGUUGCAGAAGAUGCAAAACCAAAAUCAUGGUUUGCCUACUACAAGUUCUUAUACUCCAAUAAUACAUGCCCUGUGUGAAGCAGGAAGAGUAAAGGAGUCAUGGGAUUCUCUUGUUCAGUUGGUGGAAAGCGGUUCAAUUCCGAGGGAAUAUACCUACAGAUUGGUCUGCGAUCUGCUGAAAUCAGAAGGUCAGGCUAAUUUGUUAGAUGUGAAAUUGUGUCGACGGAUAGAAGAAGGAAUCAAGAUGAGAUGUAGGGAUGUGAUGCUAUUCAAACCAAUUAAGAGCCAAAAUCUAUACUCGGUUAGAAGUUUGACAUAAAAAAAUGUACCUGUCAUUAUAUCGCUAGCUUUAUAUGACAAUAUAUACAACUUGAUACCUUUGGUGCUGCAGGUGAGAACAGGAAAGGUAAGUAUUCAUUAAAAAAUUAUCAGUUAAUGCUCAGUGAUUGUGUUCUUUGCCAUCAAUUGUUCCUUGUACUUGACUAAGGGGCUAACAUUUGUUUUCGAACUCUUUGCUUUAGUACUUGAUGAUCUGAUUUGAUCAUACAAGAUAUAAGAUGUACUGUAUCAAGAACAUGCUAUUAGCAUUCUCCCCUUUAGCUACAAGUUACGACAUGAACACAGAACACAUCUUUCAGGAUAUAAUGAAGAAUUUAGUUAUCCCAUAUUCUUUGUGCUCUUAAUCGGCCAAAUAUUGGCUUUAUAUAUCUUAAAAUUUGUUCAACGGUUGAUACACAGCUGUAGCUCUAAAGAAGAUGAUAUAUGAGCUUAAAAGCAAAUACAUUAUGAACAAGAAAAAAAGAAGUUAUUAAAUACGGAUAAUUCGGGGUUGUUAUAAGAACUGGUUUUGUAUUACGAGGCCAUAAUAGCUUUUAACCGCAUGUUCAUUGUGGAAUCUUUGCUAGCACUUCGCCCUAAUAUAAACUUUCAGAUACUUGCCUCAACUUUGGACUGGAAUUGUCUGGAGAACAGGCAAGGCUCCUAAUGUCCAGAGUGUUUAUAUGUUUACAGUAUGUUUUGGGUUGGAAACUACCUUUUUAUAGUUUUUCUGGAAGAUAUUUAUAGAAUUGGCACCAUUGAGUUUAGGUAUUAAACCACAUUUUCUGUUCUCGCUAACUGAUAUGAAGUUUUUAAACUAAUAAGUGAUCUGAACUGUAGGGACUAUAACAAUCUACAGAAUUGCUCAUCUGGAUAGUUGACAUUAAUAUACAGCUUUCUUUUCAAAUGAUUAUUACUUCCAAAUAUGCAUAAUUACCUGUUUUUGAGUUUUUGAUCUUUUAUCUGUAUAUCUUUCUACGUGUAUUCUCUAGAUGUUUCAUACUUGACGAUGUUUAUGGGUGCAGGAUAUAAAGUAUAUGCUAUAUAUAAUUGACCUCAACAAGUGGUCGGCAUUUUGAGGCUUGUUUAUGAGUUUUUUCUGAUACAUCAUACAUAUCUAUGUUUUAUGUGCUACUCCUCCCCAGUUGUGUGCAUAGUGAUAGUCCAUAAUCAUGAGUUUAGUGAUCAAAACACAUUGCGUAGAGUUGACCGCUUUGACUAGAAACAACUCCCUCAUCAUUAGUCUAUAGGUGGUCUAAAACUUCAGAUCUAUCAGUUUAACUUGGCAUAGUAAGAAACUGGUUAACGUAGCUGUAUGGUUUGCGAUGACUGCUCAGUCUGCUUUGAUCUCAACUUAUCUUAACCCAAAAUCCUUGCUUAUUAAUGCCAAACACAGUAGUUUCUUCUGUCCAGUAUAUUAUGACAUCAUACUGUAGCACAUUCCCUUUGUAUUGCUGCACUAUCUGGUGGGUGGGGCGGUGGGGGCCAGAUAUAUCUGGCAGCAUCUGAUUAUGUAGUCCAAAAAUAAAUUUGUUGCUAAAAUUUUGAAAUAAAAAGAAACAAAAGUAGAACUAGUUACAGGACUGAGAUACAUUCAUGUUACUUUACCUUCUGGAUUAGUCGUUAUUUCAAGUUUUCAAUGGAUAGUUUUAAUGUAUACAUUAUUCAUCUAAAAGGAAGCCUGCAUGAUCAAUAAUUAGUUCUUGCUGACUUUUUCUACCUGUGUGUGCUUAUAUGGAGGAUAUUGAAAAAUCUAGCUCGGAAUGACGCAGUCACAGAAAUGAUUAUCCUUUAAUUGUAUGUUCUUAACAGGCUCUCUGCUGUAGGAUUUCUACAUUCAUCUUACUUUCUUUUUGAUUGUUUGUUAUUGCCAGUCUUCAGUGGAUCAGUGGAUGGUUCUAAAGUAUACAUGAUUCAUCGAACAGGUGGCCGGCAAAUUUUAUAAUCAGUUUUGGCCGACUAUACUGUUUCUGCUUAUAUGGGGACUAUGCUAUACUUGUUGUAAAGUAGCGGUUAUAAAUGUAAUAUGUAAUAUUUAGCAGUUUCACAAAUUUUUGUCAUUGAACAACAGUUACUCAAAUACCAUCCGUUCGGGAUGAAUUUGACACAGCAAAACUGUCAGGCUGGGGUAGUCAUGAGGAGUUGAGGACUAUAUAGACGAGUGCUAGUAGCAGCUAUUGAUAGAGAGGUUGGUAACGAGCUAUUGAUAGAGAGGUUGGUAAUUGCUAAAACAGCACCAUGUCUCGCCUCUCGGGGACACUGAGUAUAUGGAUUUGGGUAAGGUCUCUAUAUUUCUUUUAGUUUAGGGCAAUAAGGCAUGGAUACAUCCUCACACCUUAGUCCAGACUCGUAAGCUGGACAUGUUGAGUGCGUUUAUUUUCAUGGAGACAUGUCAAAUAAUUGAGUCAUGAUUUAAAUAAAUAAUGUUUGUUGCCCAGAUUUCAUGAUUUUAUAGCUCAAUUUCCCUUUUUAUUGU
Daucus carota subsp. sativus is the source of this 4079-nucleotide messenger RNA. RefSeq names its product pentatricopeptide repeat-containing protein At1g77405. The transcript is spliced from 2 exons. NCBI's taxonomy places the organism in Eukaryota, Viridiplantae, Streptophyta, Magnoliopsida, Apiales, Apiaceae. Bases 252 to 1604 code for a protein of 450 amino acids. Gene Ontology annotation, molecular function: protein binding. The record is from RefSeq and is a predicted model, not a curated record.